This is a messenger RNA of Amblyraja radiata (thorny skate), 1568 nucleotides long. Its product is annotated as neuronal-specific septin-3-like. Lineage: Eukaryota; Metazoa; Chordata; Chondrichthyes; Rajiformes; Rajidae. The transcript has 10 exons. The record is from RefSeq and is a predicted model, not a curated record. Gene Ontology annotation, molecular function: GTP binding. Bases 151 to 1218 code for a protein of 355 amino acids.
AGCGGGAGAUUUCACGUUGCACAGGUCUCUCGGGCAGUGUGGGUUCAAUUAUUUCUCCCCCCGGGGCCGGGGAGGCUGUGACAGCUGUCUCGUCUGCAGGCGGAUCUGUUCUGAAGCACGGUGCUGAAUUUAAUUUGUUUGAGCAGCACAAUGCAGUCCCACGAGAACCAGGGCAGGCGAAACGGUUUGGAAGAGGAUAGAAAAUUGGUGUCGGGGAUGUCGGAGGUGGCGCAGGAGUCGAAGGUCAAGCCGGUGGUGCCCAUGAAGCCGUCGGCCAUGGGCUCCCAGCUACUGGGCUACGUGGGCAUCGACACCAUCAUCGAGCAGAUGCGUCGAAAGACCAUGAAGACCGGCUUUGACUUCAACAUCAUGGUCGUGGGGCAGAGUGGUUUGGGAAAGUCCACCCUGGUCAACACUCUCUUCAAGUCUCAAGUCAGUCGGAAAUCCUGCGGGAGGAAUCGUGAAGAGAAAGUCCCAAAAACUGUGGAGAUCAGAACAGUCGGACACGUCAUCGAGGAGAAGGGGGUGAAGAUGAAGCUGACGGUGAUUGACACGCCAGGCUUUGGAGAUCAGAUCAACAACAACAACUGUUGGGAGCCCAUCGAGAAGUACACCAGCGAGCAGUACGAGAAGUUCCUGAAGGAAGAAGCCAACAUCUCGCGGAAGAAGCGUAUUCCCGACACCCGUGUUCACUGCUGCCUGUACUUCAUCUCCCCCACCGGUCACUCGCUGCGGCCCCUGGACGUGGAGUUCAUGAAGCGCCUGGGGAAGAUCAUGAACAUCAUUCCCGUCAUCGCCAAAGCUGACACCAUGACGCUGGAGGAAAGGCACGACUUUAAACUGAGGGUCCGGAAAGAGAUGGAGUCGAACAAUAUCGAGUACUACCCACAGCGGGAAUUUGAUGAGGACAUGGAGGAUAAGACGGAGAACGACAAGAUCAGGGAAACCAUGCCCUUUGCCAUCAUCGGCAGUGACACGGAAUAUCAAAUAAACGGGAAAAGAGUCCUGGGGAGGAAAACCCCCUGGGGGAUCAUUGAAGUUGAGAACGUCACUCACUGCGAGUUUCCUCUUCUCCGGGACCUCAUCGUCAGGACCCACCUCCAGGAUCUCAAGGAGGUGACCCACAACAUUUUCUACGAGACGUACCGGGCGAAACGUCUGAAUGAGAACGGGAACCUCGGCACCGGCGCGGAGGAGGUCCACGAGAGCAACCUCUGAAGCUGCCCCGACCCAGCCAAGCCUCCGCCCCACACCCCCUGUGUCUGAGCUCACUUUUGUAACAGGUCUAUUGUAGAGGUACAGCCGAAACACAAAACUACCGUUUACCAGAGUGGGGAGGGGUCUGCUCUCUGCUCUGUACUUUAAGAGUGAAUGUGAUUCCUAUUGAAUUGUUGAUUUAAUGUUAAUCUUCCCAAUACCCGUCAACCUCAAGGCCUGAUGAUACCACUCCCCCUGGACUUUCCCAUGUUUAGUUUUAGUUUAGUUUAGAGAUACAGCGCGGAAACAGGCCCUUCGGCCCACCGAGUCCGCACCGACCAGCGAUCCUCGCACACUAACACUAUCCUACA